AUGGCAGGGCAGAGAGAGGAGAAAUGCGUUGAUUGUCAACCAGACCCUUGCCACUCCUCAACCUCAAUCGCAGCACCAACAUCGUCCCUCACCGUAGCGAAAAAGGAACAAGGCCCGAAGAAAGAAGAUGUGCUAGAUCCAACAACCUUCGUCGCUCCAAUCGAUCUAUCCGCUGCAAGUGCGGGAAUGGCCAAGCCGUUGGUUAUUAUUGAGUACUGCCAACGAUGCAAAUUCGGCCUUCGAGCAAACUGGAUUCAACAAGAACUACUCUCAACUUUCGCCCCCACCAUUACCACCAUCGAUAGUGCUGGCAUAGGCUCGAUUAUGUUAAUCCCCAAGAUCGACGAUGAAUCUUCUGGUCGAUUUCGAAUCUACCUUCUCCCUUCCUCCUUGUCCUCUGCAGACCUGGAAGCGGAAGAGGGUGGAACGGUGUACUCAGGAGGAUUGCGGCUGGUAUGGGAUCGAAAGACUCAAGGUGGAUUUCCAGAAAUGAAAGUGCUUAAGCAGAGGGUUAGAGAUCUCAUCAAUCCGCACUUUGGUUUGGGACACAGUGAUAGAAAGUAA
Ustilago hordei is the source of this 564-nucleotide messenger RNA. RefSeq lists its product as uncharacterized. Lineage: Eukaryota; Fungi; Basidiomycota; Ustilaginomycetes; Ustilaginales; Ustilaginaceae. The record is from RefSeq and is a predicted model, not a curated record. Bases 1 to 564 code for a protein of 187 amino acids. The transcript is spliced from 2 exons.